GGUGUCCGGGAGGGCGCUGGGCGCGUGCGCAGUGCGGUCGGGCCUGCGGGGCCGCGGUGUUUCCUGCCCCGGGAUGUCGGGUCCGGGGGGCCCGGGCCCCGGCGGGGGGAAGCUGGACAUCAACCGCGCCGGGGUGUCCGAGCUGGAGGGGGCGCUGAGCGGCAUCGGCCGGCGCCGGGCCCGGGGCAUCGUGCGCAAGAGAGAGGAGCUGAAGGGCUUCAACUCGCUGGAUGACCUGCUGCACGUCAAGGGCAUCACCACCCGCAUCCUGGAGCUGAACAGCCAGCGCAUGACUUGCAGGCGGAGGCCGAGCAGCGAGGAGGCCCCUGGCGAGAGCCCUAGCCAGCAGGGGCACGAUGCUCCUGUUCCUCAGAUGCUGGCUGAGGAGGAGAACGGUGUCCAGGCUGCCUGGGAGUCAGAGGAAUCGGAUUGCUCGGGUGUCGAAGGGGGUUCUGGUCCAGAGUCCGAUGGCUCCAGAGUGCGGGUGGGGCAGGAGCCCGAGGAGCCGGCCAGCCUUGGGCGGCUGGAGCCCGCCAGCUCCAGAGUCUGUGGGGCACAGGAGGAGGAGGAGGAGGAGGGGAGCUGCUGCAGUGAUGAAGGGGAGGACGGCAGUGAUGUCUAUUUCUAUUACACCAUUGGCGAGCGCUGGAUUGACUAUCUGGAGAGGACCGAGGAGGGCAGUCUCAUCCGACACGUGCGGCCAAAGAUGAAGCGGAAGUCGGAGAACGGCCUGGACAGCAGGGCCCUGUCCCCUGGCAAGAAGCUCUGCAAGGGCUCCGAGUACGGCAGGACGCUGGGCCCCUGCAUUCCCAGCCCCACCACCACCUUUGGGGACCUGCGCAACGCCAAGCCGGGCCAGGGCCGCCGGCGCCGCAUCCCUUCGGUCGCCCCGCCCCCAGAGCUGCAGGACUGGCUCCGCACCUUUCAGAGGUGGAGCGGCCCGGAGAAGCUGCUGGCGCUGGACGAGCUCAUUGACCGCUGCGAGCCCUCCCAGAUCAAGUACAUGAUGCAGGUGAUUGAGCCGCAGUUCCAGAGAGACUUUAUCUCCCUGCUGCCCAAGGAGCUGGCGCUCUACGUCCUGUCCUUCCUGGAGCCCCGGGACCUGCUCCGCGCCGCCCAGACCUGCCGCUACUGGAGGGUCCUGGCUGAGGACAACCUGCUGUGGAGGGAGAAGUGCCGGGAGGAAGGCAUCGAGGAGCCCCUGAACCUGCGGAAGCGGCGCCUGCUGAGUCCCGGCUUCAUGUACAGCCCCUGGAAAUUCGCCUUCAUGCGGCAGCACAAAAUCGACAUGAACUGGCGCAGCGGAGAACUCAGAGCUCCCAAGGUCCUGAAGGGACACGACGACCACGUCAUCACCUGCCUGCAGUUCUGUGGCAACCGCAUUGUCAGUGGCUCCGACGACAACACGCUGAAGGUCUGGUCGGCCGUCACCGGCGAGUGUGUGCAGACCCUGGUGGGUCACACGGGGGGCGUCUGGUCGGCCGUCACCGGCGAGGUGAGCCCGGCCUCGGGCUGUGGGCUCCCCCUGUGGCUGUGUGCAGACCCUGGUGGGUCACACGGGGGCGUCUGGUCGGCCGUCACCGGCGAGUGUGUGCAGACCCUGGUGGGUCACACGGGGGGCGUCUGGUCGGCCGUCACCGGCGAGUGUGUGCAGACCCUGGUGGGUCACACGGGGCGUCUGGUCGGCCGUCACCGGCGAUGUGUGCAGACCCUGGUGGGUCACACGGGCGUCUGGUCGGCCGUCACCGGCGAGUGUGUGCAGACCCUGGUGGGUCACACGGGGGGCGUCUGGUCGGCCGUCACCGGCGAGUGUGUGCAGACCCUGGUGGGUCACACGGGCGUCUGGUCGGCCCGCACCCGCGAGUGUGUGCAGACCCUGGUGGGUCACACGGGGGGCGUCUGGUCGGCCGUCACCGGCGAGUGUGUGCAGACCCUGGUGGGUCACACGGGGGGCGUCUGGUCGGCCGUCACCGGCGAGAGUGAGCACAUCCUGGUGGGUCACACGGGCGUCUGGUCGGCCGUCACCGGCGAGUGUGUGCAGACCCUGGUGGGUCACACGGGGGGCGUCUGGUCGGCCGUCACCGGCGAGUGUGUGCAGACCCUGGUGGGUCACACGGGGGGCGUCUGGUCGGCCGUCACCGGCGAGUGUGUGCAGACCCUGGUGGGUCACACGGGGGGCGUCUGGUCGGCCGUCACCGGCGAGUGUGUGCAGACCCUGGUGGGUCACACGGGCGUCUGGUCGGCCGUCACCGGCGAGUGUGUGCAGACCCUGGUGGGUCACACGGGGGGCGUCUGGUCGGCCGUCACCGGCGAGUGUGUGCAGACCCUGGUGGGUCACACGGGGGGCGUCUGGUCGGCCGUCACCGGCGAGUGUGUGCAGACCCUGGUGGGUCACACAGGGGGCGCCUGGUCGGCCGUCACCGGCGAGUGUGUGCAGACCCUGGUGGGUCACACGGGCGUCUGGUCGGCCGUCACCGGCGAGUGUGUGCAGACACUGGUGGGUCACACAGUGGGCGCGUGGUCGGCCGUCACCGGCGAGUGUGUGCAGACCCUGGUGGGUCACACGGGGGGCGUCUGGUCGGCCGUCACCGGCGAGUGUGUGCAGACCCUGGUGGGUCACACGGGGGGCGUCUGGUCGGCCGUCACCGGCGAGUGUGUGCAGACCCUGGUGGGUCACACGGGGGGCGUCUGGUCGGCCGUCACCGGCGAGUGUGUGCAGACCCUGGUGGGUCACACGGGGGGCGUCUGGUCGGCCGUCACCGGCGAGUGUGUGCAGACCCUGGUGGGUCACGGGGGCGUCUGGUCGGCGCAGUGUGUGCACACGCUGUACGGACACACGUCCACCGUGCGCUGCAUGCACCUGCACGGGAGCAGGGUGGUGAGCGGCUCGCGGGACGCCACGCUGCGCCUCUGGGACAUCGAGACGGGGCAGUGUCUGCACGUGCUGAUGGGGCACGUGGCCGCCGUGCGCUGCGUCCAGUACGACGGGCACAAAGUGGUGAGCGGGGCCUAUGACUACACGGUGAAGGUGUGGGACCCGGAGAGCGAGAGCUGCAUCCACACCCUGCAGGGCCACACCAACCGCGUCUACUCCCUGCAGUUUGACGGGACGCACAUUGUGAGUGGCUCCCUGGACACGUCGAUCCGGGUGUGGGACAUGGAGAGCGGUAACUGCCUGCACACGCUGAUGGGGCACCAGUCGCUCACCAGUGGCAUGGAGCUGCGGGACAACAUCCUGGUCUCGGGCAAUGCAGAUUCUACCGUCAAGAUCUGGGACAUCAAGACCGGCCAGUGCUUGCAGACGCUGCAGGGGCCCAGCAAGCACCAGAGCGCCGUCACCUGCCUCCAGUUCAGCUCCAAGUUCGUGGUGACCAGCUCGGACGACGGCACCGUCAAGCUCUGGGACCUCAAGACGGGCGAGUUUGUGCGCAACCUGGUGGCCCUGGAGAGCGGGGGCAGCGGGGGGGUGGUGUGGCGCAUUCGCGCCUCCAACACAAAGCUGGUGUGUGCUGUGGGCAGCCGCAACGGCACCGAGGAGACCAAGCUGCUGGUGCUGGACUUCGACGUUGACCUGAAAUGAGCCCCAGCCAAGCCGGGAUGGGAUGGAGGAUCCCGCAGGCCGGGCACAGCAGCUGGGCUCCGCAGGGCAGGCCCCGGAGCAGGCCUCAGCCCCUCUGCAGGGCUGUAAAUACUGUCUCCAGCCUGCCUCCGCCUUAUUUAUAUGUGCGAGAGCGCCCGGGCUGGGACUGGCAGGGAGGGCCCUGCACAGCCAGGGGCCUGGACAGAGGGAACGCAGCAUGUUUUGUACACACUAAUAUAUCAAUUUAUUUCUGUA
Mauremys reevesii (Reeves's turtle) is the source of this 3835-nucleotide messenger RNA. RefSeq names its product F-box/WD repeat-containing protein 7-like. Gene Ontology annotation, biological process: ubiquitin recycling; proteasome-mediated ubiquitin-dependent protein catabolic process. Gene Ontology annotation, molecular function: ubiquitin binding. The record is from RefSeq and is a predicted model, not a curated record. Gene Ontology annotation, cellular component: nucleus; cytoplasm. Lineage: Eukaryota; Metazoa; Chordata; Testudines; Geoemydidae. The transcript is spliced from 36 exons. The coding region runs from base 74 to 3580 and encodes 1168 amino acids.